AUGAGACUACAAGGUCUUGAUUGGAUUAAAUGGAACUCCAAGAACGAUCUGGGCUAUGAAUCUUCUAGGAAGGUCACUUGGCAUAUCACCUUCACUUAUGCUGGGAACUAUAUAUGGACCACUAGAUGCGCAAACCUAUUUGGAGAGGAGGAACCUAUUAUGAGAGUUGAUGCAAAUAAGUGCAUUUGGAAAGCUUUGCCUAAUAUUAACAUGCUGAGUAAAAUGAACUUGCAUAAAACACCACACAACAAUGUUAACAAAUGGCGCCCUCCUGAAAAGGGUUAUAUAAGAGUUGAUGUGGAUGGAUUCGAAGGCUUUGACGUUAUGGAAGGGUCAUUGAAAAAAUAUAGGGGCUCUAGAAAGAGAAAAGUAUACAUAAGUGACGACGACGACAACAACAACGGCGUCAUUGGAAAGGAUGAGUGCGGUGACAUUGCCUGCACUUUCAAGAAUAUGUGGGAUUUAACACCAGAUACUAAUCUGCUGUUGGAGCUUCCCGAAGAAUACACUUUCGAAACAGCUCUUGCAGACUUGAUUGAUAAUUCAUUGCAAGCUGUGUGGUAUAAUCGGGAAAAUGAGAGAAGACUUGUUAGAAUAGAUCUGGAUGGGGAUAAGAUUUCAAUCUUUGACACUGGCUCCGGAAUGGAUGACACUGAUGAAAAUUCCUUAGUGAAGUGGGGUAAGAUGGGCGCUUCACUUCAUAGAUCAUAUAAAUCACUCGCUAUAGGGGGGAAACCUCCAUAUUUGAAGCCUUAUUUUGGGAUGUUUGGAUACGGUGGACCUAUUGCAUCUAUGCAUUUGGGGCGGCGGACCGUGGUUUCCUCCAAGACAAAACACAUCAAGAAAGUCUACAUGUUGCAUCUUGAGAGAGAAGCUUUGCUAAGUCCGUCUAACUCCGAUCUAACUUGGAAGACUGAUGGUGGCAUCAGGGAUCCCUCAGAGGAAGAAGUCAGGGAUUCAAAUCAUGGCAGUUUCACAAAGGUUGAGAUUUUCUGUUCAGACUUCAAGGGUAACCUCUCCAAACUUCAGUGCCACCUGAAGGACAUAUAUUUCCCCUACAUUCAGUGUGAUGACAUGUCUAAGACAAGGAAGACUACUACACCAAUAGAGUUCCAGGUUAAUGGUGUGGAUUUGACGGAAGUUGAAGGUGGGGAGGUUGCAAUCACCAAUUGGCACUCUUGCAAUGGCCCUGAGUUUGUUUUACAGCUUCAUUUUUCCUCUAUGCAUCAUUCUGACAGCACGAGAAGUCCAGGGUCAAGAUCAUCUCGAGAAGCAAAUGCACGUCUGAGGUUGGUGUAUCUCCCAUUCAGAGAGGGAAAGGAGAAUAUUGAGAGGGUCUUGGAGAAGUUGAAGGCUGACGGUUUUGAAACUAAAGAGGACUUCCAAAACUUUAGUCGUGUCUCUGUUCGUCGGCUGGGUCGUCUACUUCCAGAUGCUCGUUGGGAUAUGCUUCCUUUUAUGUUUGAGGAACAAAAAGGGAACAGGGCUCACCAGUUGAAGAGAUGUUGUUUAAGGGUGAAAUGCUUUAUAGAGACCGACGGAGGUUUCAAGCCAACACCAUCCAAGACUGAUCUAGCUCACCACAAUCCCUUUACCUCUGCUUUGAAGAAAAUAGGCAGUAAAGUUCCUGAGAAAGAGAGUGAUGUUGUAGUUGAAAUUCGUAGAGCUGGGAAGCUGUUAACUCCGUCCCAGCUGGAAAGGGAAUAUCAAGAUUGGAUUUUUCAAAUGCAUCAGCGGUAUGAUGAAGAAGUCGAUUCUGGUGAGGAUCAGCCAGUUAUUAUCGUCUCCCCGCCAAACAAAAAGGCACUCGGCAUCUCUUCUGAUGUUGUAAGGGUUCAUCAGAAGUUGAAGCGAAAGGAAAAAUCAUGGAAUCGUGGUGAGAAAAUCAAAUUACUGAAGGGAGCAUGCGCGGGGCGCCGCCACAAUAUUUAUGCAACUAUAGAAUAUUUCCUGCUGGAUGGAUUCGAAGGGGACGCUGGGGGAGAGGCCCGAAUCAUAUGUAGGUCAAUGGAUGUCCCGAAUGACAAUGGCUGUGUCCUUUCCGUGGAUGAUGAACAUGCAAAUCUGGACCUUGGGAGUUCUUUAUCCUUACCUUUAAGCGUGAUUGACUCUGGAAAGAUUGUACCUAUUGAAAGCAUUGAAUGGGAUAGUCAGCUUCAUCAGAAACAACAGAAAUCUCCUGCUAUUGUCGAGCUGCUGAGUGUUCCACAUUGUCAGCAAUUGGAGGUUGAUGGGACAUUACCUAUUAAUACCCCCAUUUUUGCUGGUCAAGUUCCCCCAACCCAUGUUGUGGCAGUUGUUAGGCCCACAAAUUUUAUGCCUGGCAAUGCAGAAAAGUUAGACCCGAAGGGUAUUUUCAAGAGCAAUACGGAGAUGACUAUGGAAGUCAAAUUUAAGGAUGAAAGCAAAAAUUCCCAGGAUGUUAUUCUUUCAGAACGCGUGUCAUCAGGAGCUUAUAAAGGGCUUAAUGGCUUAUACUUCUCCCUAGGAUGCAAGUUCCCUGAUUUAUUUCACAAAGCUGGUGCUUACGUGUUUUCAUUCUCUCUUAUCCAAUCAAGCUGUAAAAAUUGUGAGGAAAGAGUGAUUGUGAAGCCUUCCACUCUUAAGCGUGUUGAACUCCGGUCACCAAUAGUGAAAAACCAGCUGCUUCCUGGUUAUGUGUUUAAGGAGUUCGUAUUGGAGAUGUUUGAUGCAUAUGGAAACCACGUGUCUAAAGGUUCAGAGGUUACUUUGUCUUUGUCAAACUUCGUCAUUGAAGAUCAUGUGGGCAUGACACGAAAGGUUGAUGCUAAUGGAAAAAUUGACCUCAGUGGUCUACUGAAGUUGAUUGCAGGUUUCGGAGAACAUGCAUCCCUAUCUGUUCUGUUUGAAGACAAAAUAGUUUUUGAGCAGAAAUUUUCGACUGUGAGGAGGAAAUUGAGAAUCGCAUCCAAGUUGCCUGAUAUCUGUAUUGCUGGCGGUCAAUUGGAAAACCUUGUUUUUGAAGUUGUUGAUCCUGAUGGAGAUGUAGAUAUGGAUAUUCAUCACAAUGAUAAAGAUGGCCAAUCUCAUAUGCUUAUAAUCAAGUCAGUGUCUAUUCAAGCGCAGGAAUUUAUCCAAUACACUUUCGAGCACGGGUGCUGCACUGUCCAUGCGAUAUCCAUUCCACCAGAUGAAAAGACCUUUUGCUUUUCAGCCGCUCACUCUCAGUAUCCAGAGCUAAACAUAACUGUUGAGGUCCCUAUUGCAAACGCUCCAAAAGUGGAGCAUGAUGACAGCCAAUUUCCAUAUUUAGAUAAGAGGAUGAUGCAACUGGAGGACUUGUCAUCAUUUAAUCAAGAUAAGAACUUAGUGAUCUCCUUUGUAAAUGAGGAUGAGGAACUUCAAGACAUCCUCAAGAUUGGUCAAGAUAUUGGACAAAUUGAAACGACGCUUCUUGAUCUUAAUAAUCUCAAGGCUAAAACAGAGCAAGAGGUGUUGGAGUUGCAAGAAAAGGUUGGUCCUCGUCAAUUGAGUAAUAUAAAUUGUCUAUUCACCAAAGAUGAACUGAAGGAAAGAAUACAAUGCAUGGAAAACUCAGCAGCUGCUGUUAUCUGCAGUCUCUUGCCGAACCAAAUGCCACAGAAGUCUAUCAUGAACGAUAUAAUAAACCUGGUUGCACUUCUUGGUACUGUUCAGAGCCCUGAGCUUAGCAGAAUAUUAGCAGAGUAUCUUGGAGAAGAUAAGAUGCUGUCUGUCGUUUGUAGAACCUUUGAUGCUGCAAGUGCUCUUGAGAGGUAUACACAAAGUGGAGAAGUUGAUUCUACACUUGCUUUACAUGCUGAAGCAGCCACACUUGGAAAAGUUAUAUGUAGGCGUUUCCUUGUUUUGUGCCUUGAAGAUAUAAGGCCUUACAAUGGGCGUUGCCAAGGACAUGACCCUCAGAGGAAGCUGACCUUGCCAUAUCCUACUUUGCCAAAUGGCAGUAUGCCGGCAGGUUUUUUGGGUUAUGCUGUUAAUAUGAUUGAGCUGGAUGAUCAUCAUUUGCAAACAAGGACUUCUACGGGACAUGGUCUCCGGGAGACUGUGCUUUUCAGUCUAUUCAGGAAGCUCCAAGUUUAUGAAACAAGGGAGCAUAUGAUGGCUGCUCGUGCCUGUAUAGAGGAUGGAGCUGUUUCACUAGAUGGCGGCAUUGUAAGAGAACGUGGACUAAUCUCUCUUGGUUACGGGAAUCCUUCAAUAUGCUUUCCUCUUGAGAGUCCGGUGCUUGCCACUCCAGAGACUAGAAAAAUGAUAGCUAAGAUUGGGGAACUGAGGGAUAAGUUAACGGGCCUUGAGGAUGAUAUAAGAAAUGUGAUUGAAUUGCACGAUAAGCACCUGAAGAAGUUCCGCAGAAGACAACGCCGAUAUGGGAAGAUUAUGGAUGACUCGGGGCCUAUGAUCGAAAACCAAUUGUUGGAAUAUAAACCCAGUAUAACGGACAGCUCAAUUUUACAUGAAUAAGCUCCUGUGAAUAUGGUUGACAAGGAAAAAAAAGACUGCCACUCUGAAUAUUGAAUAUGCAUUAUAUAGCUUUUGCAUAGCGGGUUUUGAACAUUUAUUGCUAUAGAGCACGCAUUAAUUUAUGU
Prosopis cineraria is the source of this 4586-nucleotide messenger RNA. Its product is annotated as structural maintenance of chromosomes flexible hinge domain-containing protein GMI1-like. NCBI's taxonomy places the organism in Eukaryota, Viridiplantae, Streptophyta, Magnoliopsida, Fabales, Fabaceae. The record is from RefSeq and is a predicted model, not a curated record.